Molecule: messenger RNA, 1608 nt
Organism: Capsaspora owczarzaki ATCC 30864
Lineage: Eukaryota; Filasterea; Ministeriida; Capsasporidae
Exons: 14
Coding region: 19-1530 (503 amino acids)
Molecular function (GO): protein binding
Source: RefSeq, a predicted model, not a curated record
GUUGAAUCUCGCGCAGUUAUGGAUGAUAUGAACGAGCUCCAGCGCGAGCUGUAUGACAAAGUCAAGAAUGCGACUGAAGGGCUCGAUCUGAAUGAGGAACGGAUUGACGAUGUUGAAGCUCAAGCGAUAGCUGAAGCACUCAAGGUGAACACGCUGACUUGGCUCAAAUUGGAUCUUGGAGCGCAAGCCAUUGCUGAGGCGCUCAAGGUGAACACAACGCUGACUUAUCUCAAUCUGGACGGCAAUCAGAUCGGCGAUGCCGGAGCGAAGGUGCUUGCUGAGGCACUCAAAGGGCACACGACGCUGACUGGCCUAGGCUUGAACAAAAGUCAGAUCGGCGAAGUUGGAGCUCAGGCCAUUGGUGAGGCACUCAAGGUGAACUCGACGCUGACUAUGCUCGAUCUGGACGCCAAUCAAAUCGGCGAUGCUGGAGCGCAGGCCAUUGCCGAGGCACUCAAAGUGAAUACGACGCUGACUUGGCUCAAUCUGGACGGCAAUCAGAUUGGCGACGCUGGAGCGCAGGCGAUUGCUCAGGCACUCAAGGUGAACUCAACACUGAAGAAGCUCUUUCUGGACGCCAAUCAGAUUGGCGAUGCUGGAGCGCAGGCCAUUGGCGAGGCACUCAAAGUGAACAAAAGGCUGAUCGACCUCAGGCUGAGUGAGAAUCACAUUGGCGACGCUGGAGCGAACACGAUUGCUGCAGCACUCAAAGUUAACACGACGUUGACUUGGCUCAAUCUGGGUGAGAAUCAGAUUGGCAAUGUUGGAGCGGAGGCGAUUGCCGAGGCACUCAAAGUGAACACGACGCUGACUGUGCUAGGUUUGCACACAAAUGAGAUUGGCGAUGACGGAGCUUGCGCGCUUGCUGAUGCACUCGAAGUGAACACGACGAUGACUAAGCUCCUUCUAGACCGUAAUUGCAUGACCUACGGAUGUUCCGCGCUUCUAGAUGCACGCGAAGACAACUGCAGGCUGGAGCUUACCUUCGACGACCAGAUUAAUCCUCUGGCUUUCUUCAAACUUCCACGAUUAGUAACUGCUGAAGACCUCCAGACCGUCUUCCUCCUGCUGACCAGCGGACUGCAGCUGGAGGAUCAAUCCGCAUCUCUACCGGCACUUCCAGCUGAGAUUGCCGCGCAUAUUAUGGACGAAGCGCACUACUGGCAAGGCGUGCAGCAUACCAAGCGAUCACGGUUUUAUGAUGAUUCCCCCGUGCUGAAAGUCACACUGCCUAAAAGGAUUAGUGGAGGUUCGGUUCGUGUGAAGUCAAUUCACGUGGCUCGUGGGAUGGGAUAUCAGGGCUGCCGCCCCGAGGACGACUAUUUUGAUUUGAUUUUCCGAGAUGAGCAAGGUGUCAUUCGGUACGAAUGUGCGAUAUCCCCGACCGAGUUUUACGAGGGGAACCUCGAGUGUGCGACGAUCCGGCCAGAGACUACUCCCAUCCUCCGGGAAAUGCGCGGGGGUUGGCAAGUUCAAGUUCGACCCAGCGAGAAUGGAACUGUUCUGUUCGAGACGAUUUAUUUCGAAUGAAACUAACGACAGAUUUUCGCGGAAACCCCCCCUGUGCCGUCCGUGGGUUUUCCAGAGCCGUUUCAAUUGUGCUGCUGU